This is a messenger RNA of Strongylus vulgaris, 300 nucleotides long. NCBI's taxonomy places the organism in Eukaryota, Metazoa, Nematoda, Chromadorea, Rhabditida, Strongylidae. The record is from the annotation of a GenBank genome assembly.
AUGCUUAUUCUCGAGCAGUUCGGUUAUUCACGAAUGCUUCGUUGCAGUAUAUCACGUAAAAUCAUGGCAACACUCUCUAUGCACAAUGGAAAUGUUAUUGCUUCCGGUGAUGGCGUCGAGUGCAAGAAGCCAAAAAUGGACGAACAGGUAGCUGGAGAGCGUUUAACCAUACGCUUCGUGAAACUCAAUCCUAACGCUCAAACUCCAGCCUAUGGUUCGCUUGCAGCUGCUGGCGCCGACCUCCAUAGUGCAGAGGAUUGCGUAGUUCCUGCACAUGGUGAGUUUUUCCUAUGUCUAUAG